This is a messenger RNA of Nelumbo nucifera (sacred lotus), 2313 nucleotides long. RefSeq names its product U-box domain-containing protein 33-like. Gene Ontology annotation, biological process: protein ubiquitination; protein phosphorylation. Gene Ontology annotation, molecular function: ubiquitin-protein transferase activity; ATP binding; protein kinase activity. NCBI's taxonomy places the organism in Eukaryota, Viridiplantae, Streptophyta, Magnoliopsida, Proteales, Nelumbonaceae. The record is from RefSeq and is a predicted model, not a curated record.
AAUCCGGUCUACUAUUCACAUGGGUAGCCACCAAUCAGCCGUCUAAUUACCUCGUACAUCUGUGAGAUAUGUGGGAUCACAUGUGGCUGGCACGUAAAUAGUUGAACGGCAGAGCGCUCCGUCUCGAGUACGGGAGAUCCGAAUUCCGGGCUCAGCAGCCCAGUGGCCAGAGAUAUUACUGUCACCUCAGGUUCAGGCAUAGGCAGCCAGCCUCUCCAUCCCUAUUAACCUAGUUUCUUCUUCUUCACGGCCAUUUAUUAGCCUACGGUUCAGUUGUCUCUACCCACUUUACAGGAUUCUUGUACGAGCACCAACAGUGUGAUUCUCGUACCAGAGAGAUAACCCAGGUUACCAGUUGAGCAGGGUUGAAACCUUUUCUUUAAAAUCCAUCGAGCCUCAAGCCCUCAAGCCUUCUGCCAUGCUAGCAAGUCGCUGAGAUUCUGAUGAUGGUGGGGCUCAACUCAAACAACAACCCCUUGCCUUUCUUUUCCCUACACGCGAUUCAUAGGAUACAUCUCUACAAGUACAACGACUGCUCUGUCUCAGUCUAAUAGAUUUUGACUCAAAUCGUCAGCGUCGAGUCGUCGGCUACUCUCGCUUGAAUAGAAGAGUCCAGAUCAGUGAUCACCCCGAAGUUCUACUACAACUAUAAACAUCUCUCACAAGCCGGUGAAUGUCACAAUGGAUCUCGGGUGGUCGUCCGUGCGGAUUUCCUCACUUGAUCGCCAAAUCGCUGAUUCCGAUGGCAUGCUGGAUGAGUUCGAGGAGAAGAUCCUCUCUUGGGUAGAACUCAUGGCCAGUCUCAAGUACCAAAGAGACGAGUUGCUGAAACAGCGGGACGACCUGCGGAUUGAGUUGCAGAGAGAGCGAGAGUUGCGAGAUGGAUUGCAGAAAGAGCGUGAUGAGUUGAAGAACGAGCGCGAUGGGUUGCAGAGAGAGCGUGAGCAACUGCUGUCUGAGCGUGAAAGGGCAUUAACUAGGGCAGAUGAGAUACGGACAAUGUGCCAAGAGGCGGUCGGGAGUUCACAGGUGCCCCAGUUCUUCUCCAAGAUUACUUCCACGGAAAUUGAGAGAGCAACCCUCAACUUGGACCCAUCGAAGAAGAUCAGUGAAGGGGGAAACGGGAGGAGCGUCUACAGAGGCCAACUUCGAAAUACCCAGGUCGCUAUUAAGAUGUUUGGCUCGGAUACCUUGCAGGACCGCAACGAAUUUCAAAGGGAGGUGGAUGUCCUGAGCAAGGUGAGGCAUCCAAAUAUUGUCUCACUUAUUGGAGUCUGUCCAGAAGAUUACUUUCUUGUCUACGAGUAUCUUCCUAAUGGAAGCCUUGAAGAUCGACUGAACUGUAGGAACAACACUCCUCCUCUUCCAUGGCAAGUCCGAACCCGCAUUGCUGCCGACAUAUGCUCAGCUCUCAUCUUCCUCCACUCUAACAACCCUAACAGGAUUGUCCAUGGCGGUCUCAAGCCAGAUAAUAUCCUUAUGGAUGAAAACUUUGUCAGCAAACUACGUGGUUUCAGCAAUUCUUGCUUAAUUCCCUACAAUGGAAGGUCAGCCAGAACCUCCACACCAUGCCGUAGAAUUGACCCUAUCAUCCGUGACUACAUCGACCCCGAGUUCCUAGCAACUGAAGAGUUAACACCAGCAUCAGAUGUCUACUCAUUUGGAAUCAUACUAUUAUUGCUUUUGACAGGAGGACCAGCCCUGGGUAUAGUGCAGAUGGUCAAGUCUGCAUUAGAUACUGAUACCUUUCAUGAAAUAUUGGAUGAAUCCGCAGGGAAAUGGCCCCUUCUACAGGCAAAGCAGUUGGCUCACUGGGCACUGAGGUGUUGUGAACAGAUGCGGCAGAGGCGACCAGACCUUGGGUCAGAUGUGUCGAUUGUACUUGAACGGCUGAAGUUUUCAUGUGGAGCCUCAUCAUCAAAUCAUCAAAGAUCCGAGGCACAUGGCGAGAUUCCAUUGCAUUUCAUUUGCCCCAUUUUUCAGGAAAUCAUGCAGGACCCACAUGUGGCAGCAGAUGGUCACACUUAUGAACGUGAGGCAUUGAAAAGAUGGCUAGACACUGGUCAUGAUACUUCACCGAUGACAAACCUUCGGCUCCAACACCGCAAUCUUAUCCCCAACUACGCCUUACGUGCUGCUAUUCAGGAGUGGCUACAGCAGUCAUGAAACUUUACAUGUAUGCGAUCUUUAAUUUCAUCUUUCUAAGAUGAUUUUCCCAUUUUGUUGUAUGUGUAAAGCAUAUUACAAAAGAUGUACUAAAAGACUUUCAGGUAUACAGAAGAGAAGGUUUUAUUCAAUACUUUGGCAGUACCA